AUGACUCAGUUUUUUGACAGCAAGCGCUUUCAUAUACAUCCACUAAGUUUCCACUGGCCAGACCGUCAACAAAGUGUACCUUAUGGAGGUUUUGAAGGAGUUCAGGAAGAGAUUUCUUCGCAAAAGACCAGAGUUCUUCCACUUGGGUUGGUGGCUGGUCGGUGGCACCUACAUCAAGGCAAUGAACCAGUCCACAAUUCCAUCAUGGUAACCAACUACUUUACAACGAUGGGAAUGAAAACCGUCCUUCACCCCUACUACAGUCUAGACCUUGCUCUCUGUGACUUUUGGUUGUUUCUGAAGUUGAAAGAGAACUUCAGGAACAGUCAUUUUGAAGACAUUGAGGAAAUGAAGGUCGAUGUGACAGACGUUCUGGACACCUUCACUUUGAAGGACUUCCAUGGGGCCUACACGAAUCUGCUAAAUACCGGUUUCUCUGACGGUAACGGUUCAGAGAUCGAAUAG
This is a messenger RNA of Octopus bimaculoides (California two-spot octopus), 465 nucleotides long. RefSeq lists its product as uncharacterized. Lineage: Eukaryota; Metazoa; Mollusca; Cephalopoda; Octopoda; Octopodidae. The record is from RefSeq and is a predicted model, not a curated record.